AUGAGGAUGCACUUCGCUAAGUAUAGUCUUAGGGUCAAAUGUCUCGGUACUUGUCUGACACUAUCACUGCACCAUGGGAUAUGAAACACAUGUAGUAUUCUGGUACGGACUAGUUAUGCAUUUUUACACACAUGUGGUGCAUGGAGAACAACAAGAAAUCACAUUCGAUGCCAACAAAGAAAUAAUAAUAUUUGCUAAACCCAGCGACGGUACAAACGAAACGGUCGCAACAGGUCUGAAUAUUACCUUCGUGUGUCGCACAGAAGCUUUAGAUGUUGUCAACGUUGAAUGGUACAGAAACUACGAAAGAAAUAAAACAGCUGAUGUGGAGUUUUUCAACAACAAGUGUCAACUGAGGAUGCAAACAUUGCCAGGCCUGUAUGUACAACAGACGGACUGCAAAAAUGGACAAUUCACGCUGAGGAUAAGACACGUCGAUAUCCGUUAUGAGGCUGACUGGUUCUGUGUCGUCCUAAUUGGGAAGAAAAGACAUCAAAGCCAGUUCGUUGCUCUUCACGUUCAAAACAUAAGUGUUGGCAAUGGAGAAGAGAUUACAGACUCCACACCUCAGCUUAUAGGUGCAGCAGCGAGUGGCGCCUUGGUUCUACUUGCCGUUGUUGCUACCGUGGUUGGCCUUCUCAGGUCAAGGCGAGCAAGGAACACUGCAAAUGCUGGACCGAAAUCAAAACAGAGUGAACAAGACCAAGGAUCAUAUGAGUCUGUGGUGAUGGAGGACAACCCGAUCUACAGCUCCCAUGACGAAAAAAACAGUGUCAAUGCUCACCCACCUGCUCUGUCAGUUCGUUCGGAUGCUUCAUGUGACCAUGUUCCAAUCUUUUGAAACAUGUGGUGACCAUGCUGAGCCUGCUUUGCUAACCCCAUGAUAUUGUAUCAUACGUUCACUGUAAGCCUUCCACAUCGGGCUGUGCACCUAGUUUAUGCUUCAUUGUAAAUGUUGUUGUCAUUAACCAUAGUUAAUCUGUGGAUUAUUGCUUUGGCUAUGUAAGCCUUCCACGUCGGGCUGUGCACCUAGUUUAUACUUCAUUGUAAAUUUUGUUGUUAAUCAUAAGUUAAUCUGUGUAGUAUUGCUUUGACUAUGUACGCCUUCCACAUCGGGCUGUGCAGCUAGUUUAUACUUCAUUGUAAAUUUUUUUGUUAUUAAUCAUUAGUUAAUCUGUGUAGAAUUGCUUUGGCUUUGUAAGCCUACCACGUGGGGCUGUGCACCUAGUUUAUACUUCAUUGUAAUUUUUUUUAUUACUCAUUAGUUAAUCUGUGGAUUAUUGCUUUGGCUAUGUAAACCUUCAACAAGGGGUGGGGAUUUUGGGUGGUAGGGAUUUGUUCUCCCACUUAGCCAAGGGUAAGGCUAGGUGUUUUAUUACACUGGACCCAUGUGUAAGUUGACCUAAGACAAUGACGCUCCUGUACAUAACUACUUUCAACUGUAUAAAAAAAACUUGUAUAUACGGCAAACAA
Haliotis rufescens (red abalone) is the source of this 1473-nucleotide messenger RNA. RefSeq lists its product as uncharacterized. Lineage: Eukaryota; Metazoa; Mollusca; Gastropoda; Lepetellida; Haliotidae. The transcript is spliced from 6 exons. Bases 74 to 841 code for a protein of 255 amino acids. The record is from RefSeq and is a predicted model, not a curated record.